Messenger RNA from Cyprinus carpio (common carp), 2742 nucleotides. Its product is annotated as solute carrier family 22 member 18-like. Gene Ontology annotation, biological process: transmembrane transport. Gene Ontology annotation, molecular function: transmembrane transporter activity. The record is from RefSeq and is a predicted model, not a curated record. Bases 695 to 1894 code for a protein of 399 amino acids. NCBI's taxonomy places the organism in Eukaryota, Metazoa, Chordata, Actinopteri, Cypriniformes, Cyprinidae. The transcript is spliced from 10 exons.
AUAGAGUCUAUAUAUCUGUAUUCAGUAAAGCGAAAGUACUAAUAAAAGUUCCGAUAAAGUGUAUCUCGCAGUGAGUGGCUACUGUUGUUGAACCUUGUCCCGCCUCCAGUGUUCACGACACAGAGAGAGGAGGAGGAAUUUACCCGGUGUACGUGAUCCGCAACAAAAUGGCGAGGACUAUGGUUUUAUUUUAGCACUUUGACACUUUUAUACGCUUUACACUUUUAUUUUUUACACACAAGUACAAUCCGGUUACUUGUUAUUUGUUACAACAUGUGUAAUCGGACAGUUUGACUCCCAAGGUAAAUAUGAUCCGUGGUCUUGUGCGGAGAUGAAACGACUGCAGCUCUUUAUAUCAAUCAUUACUUCUAUGCAAAUAACAAUAAAGCCCUUCUUCCCACCGCAGUGAACAGAGCUUCGGCGAAACUUAAUCGACUCAAAGUCCUUUAACCUGUUACUAGUCUGAGGACUGGUUGAAGUUCAGCUCUGCGCUUAACCUUUCCCUCACAUUAAAUUACGCUUUGUCACUGCUACCACAGCGGGAUAAAGCCGUAAAGCGUUACGGCUUAUAAUUUAUACUUGUAUAUUCGUCGGAGUUGCAGAUACGUUGAUGCAGAUGCUCUUAAUUUACCACUUUAAGGAGAAAUAUCGGGGGAACAAAAACCUGAAGCUGAGAUCUGAUAUAGCGAUUUGAAUGAUGGAACCAGCAGCGAAACAGAAAGUGAUUUACAUCACGUACCUCAUCGCGGCGCUGGACAUCACCUGGCUCUUCCUCCAGUUCUCCAUAACUCCGUAUUUGGCGAGGAGGCUCGGGUUCGAUACUAUAUGGUUCGGGUAUCUGCAGACCACAGUUGGAGUAAUUCAGCUGCUUGGAGGCCCUAUUUAUGGAAGGUUUGCAGAUGUGUUCGGAGCACGCGCUGCUCUCUCUGUGUCUUGCUUGGCAUCAGUGGUUUAUUUCCUAUUGUUAACAGUGGCAGACAACACUUUUAUGCUUUUUGUGCACAAACUACCUGCUGUUUUCAUGCAUGGACUGCCAGGAGCUCAAAUGGUUGUUGCAGAUCUGUCAGAGAAUGAGAAGCGAGCAGAUGCUCUUGGGAAACUCGGCCUCUGCUUUGGCAUUGGCAUGAUCGCAGGAUCAUCACUGGGUGGGACCCUCAGCACACGCUUUGGGGAAAAGUUUGCAGCAUCUUUUGCGGCUGUUGGAAGUUUUGUUUCUUUGCUGUUGGUGUUGAACUUCAUCCCUAAACAGACCAAAAUACAAACCAUGCCAGAAAAGAAGGGAUCAUCAAAUUCCGUGUUUAAUGUGGGAGAGAUCACUAGACUGAUGAAGUUUCCAGGUGUUGCAAAGACUUUUACAGUGAAGAUUAUUUCUGGAUUACCAGCAGGUAUAUUUCAAGUUAUGUUCUCCAUCAUUGCCAUGAACUUCUUUCAACUGAAGGCAGAGCAGAAUGGCUAUCUGAUGGCUUACUUUGGCAUAGUACAAAUGGUAAUCCAGGGUGCUGUAAUUGGGCGUCUUACGUCUAGAUUUUCAGAGUAUUCUUUACUUCUGCUCUCUGUUGGGAUAUCCAGUUUAGUGGGCCUUGCACAGGCUAUGAUGACCAAUGUGUUUCAUUUCUGUUUAAUCGUAAUACCGAUGAUGUUUUCUCUAAGUGUCUUCAAUGUCAUCACAGAUAGCAUGUUGACCAAGAGUGUGUCUCCAUCUGAGACAGGAACCAUGCUGGGUCUGUGUGCGUCGGUGCAGUCUCUUUUGCGAACUGUGGGCCCAACCUUUGGAGGAUUCCUCUACGAGACAUACGGUGUGCCAUCCUUCGGAUACAUCCAGUGUGUCAUUAAUGCUGCUGUCUUUAGCCUUCUGCUAGCCACUGGAGGGCGCUCACAGCCACACAGACCAUAAAAAUUGUGAAAAGAGUUGUUUAUGACUGUCCUGUUCAUGAUGGCCACAUUGUAUGAGAGAGGGCAGUUUACAACAAACCAUGGGCAUUAAACUUACCUUCUCACACACUGGGGAAGGAUUUAGUCACAAAUAACUCAGCUGAUCUCAGGUUUGUUAAUACCACAAACAUUCUAAAUAUCUUAAGUUACUGUCAAGUUAUUCCACUUCAUAUCACAAGCUAGCUCAGGAUUGUUUCAUCUCUUAAAAAGGAGCUGGCAUGUGAAUGUCUACUGUAGGUCAGUACAAAGAAGCGCAGAAUGCUUUUAUCUUUGUGGCAUUAGGAUAGUUUCAAACAAUCCCAUAUUAUACGGAAAUUAUUCAUUAUAAUGAUGUUGCAGUUAUAAGACAUCAUGAAAAAGAACUAAAUUAAAAAGCCAUAAUUUUGUAUAUGAAACUCCACAAGUGAAUAUAUAUAUUUUUUUCUCCAUAUUUAUCUUGUUCGUCUGCCCUGCAACUCCUGCCAAGUUCUUCAAAAUCUCCCAAACUGUGAAAUUAAAUGUGCACAUUUUAUUUUGUGACACUGUUGUAAUGCUUUUUCACAUCUGCAGUGAAAUCUGUCCACUCUUUUCCAUGUUUAGCUUCACAGCACAUGCUUAUUAGUCCAGCUGCACUUGUUCACAUCACUGGUACACAGAUUCAGAAUUUUACUCUGUUCCUCACAACAAGGUGGAUUUAAGUUUCUAAAAAUAAUCUUUUAAGAAUGUUCUUUAUUAGGCAGACUUUAAGCAGAAUGCUCUUAACAGCUUCAGUUACCAUUCACUUUCGUUGCAUUAUUUUUUCAUAUAAUUAAAGUCAGUGAUGACCUCUAA